AUGAAAGUGAGGAUUAAAGAACCAAGGAUUAACGAUGCCUUGAGUAAUCUUUCCCAAUCGGUGUCUUAACAGAGUGUUUCUGAUUUGUUGCAUAACAUGGCUACUUCAAGAGAUGUUGUAUUCCGGACUUUCCGCAGACAGUUACUUCGAAAUAGACGCAUAAUUCCUGUUACAAACAUCGCAGAGCUACUUGAGUAUGUACUACUAUCACAAAACGAUGACGUAAACCAAACCUCGUGCACCGAAUACGUUGAACUUCCUAGAAGGACUUGCGGAGUUAGGAAUUGAUAAGGGCGUAAUAAAGAACAAUGAAAUCCUAAGUGAUUUAAAAGAAAGAGAAAAAGACUACCGAAAUCACGAAAAUACUUUCGAACGAGGGCAGUGUAGAAAGUUCAUCGAAUAGAGAGGAAGAGGGGGAGAAAUUAGUUUCUGUGAAUGUUGGUGAAGCUGGAUAUACCCAAGAGAGCGACAACGACACUGAAAACGACAGUCAGGAAACAGAGAGUAGUAGUCCUGAAACGUCCACUACCUUUCACUCGGAAAAUCCCUGUGAACAUUGUGAGAAUCUAAUGUGUACGGGGCAUUGAUUAUGAAAUGUCCUAAAUGCUCUUGGCACGAUUACUACAAGUUUUGUCCUAUGAGAUAUGUGAUCACGAGAUCCCCGAGAGAGAAAUUACAUCAAAUUAUAUACGGUGUCACGACUGUGGAGAAAAACACAAAAACGCGAAUACGUUGGAAACCAAUUUUUAUUCGUUUUCUAAAGAGAAUAACGAAGGAGAUGACUGAUUUUUAAUCACUUUCAAACUGCUCUCUAUUUUAUUCUUUUUGUUAUUGUUCUUCAAUAAAGUUUUUAAAAUGGUAUCUCUUGUCUGGUUUUAUUGGGAGCAUUUAUUAAUUAGGUCGCGUGAUUGAUCAUUUCUUAGGACGUAGGUCAACUAUUGUUUUAUUUAAUAGUAGACAUUUAAACGUUGUCCCGUGAGCUUUCUCCGCAUGCAGAGUUCAUAUGCAAAUGUAGAUCAGUGGCCAUGCAAGCAUUUGCUCAUAAUUAUUAGUGUUUAAUGAACUGUAGACCGAUCUCAAGUGACCAAAAGGUGAGAGGUGAGUUUUUUCUGAAUUCUACGCUGUUAUCAGGAUACAAGGGCGGCUGUGCUUGUAAGGAAUGUGACUGAAAUUUUUGGCCGAAAAUGAUCACUACGACUAUCAUUUUAAUUCGAUAUUUUGAUGCUGGGGCUUGUUGUAAGUACUUUGAGUACUAUGAGAUAAAUGGAUAACUUAAGGACUAUGACUUGUAACGGAAUCUGCCUCUUUUACAGAUGUCACGCGCACUUGACAAAAUGAUUAUCAGAAAGUUGAAAUUUGGUGAAAACUCUGCUCCGCAGAGAAAAACUACAAUCAUUCCCAUUCCUCCGAGGUCAAAAGAUCAUAAUUGUUUUCUCUCAGCUUAGAAAUUGUUGAUCCGGGUAGGUCACACAGUUUUUUGUUAAGCGACGUUAUUUCAGUACAGAUAGUUGUGGUCCUGGCCAUCAUACGAUAGUGAUCAAGCUCUAUUACUUUUAAAGACUGCUGAAUACCCAUUUUUCCUCCUUCAGAUGAUCCAUACAUAAAAUCCUAGUUAAAGCAAUAUAAACAAUGACAUCAUACCCACAUAAGGAUAUGACACACAUAAUUAAAAUAAACUAUCACAUCAUCCGUCUAAUAAUAGCAAAAACCUGUAAAACCGGUUAAACCAACUGGAAGAUGCAGACGACCUCCGUAUUGUAUUCAUGAGAUAAAGACAAAAGGUCAUGACAUCAUCGGCGUUAAUGUUUCCCCCCCCCCCCAAGUUGAUGAAAUUCCCUCGCACAAAAACGAAGUAAAACAUCCAUACCCCACUACUUGCGUCCGUACACUCCGUAACAACUAGAUGCUGCAAUAAUAUUCAUAUCCCGAAAGUGAACCUAGAGGUCGCAAAGAGAUCGUUUUAUUUCACAGUUGCGAUUGAAUUUAACAACCUCCCCAUCUUUAUCAAAUCAAAGAAAUCCUUCCUUGAUUUCUCAAGGGAAACUAAAUAUUUUUUCUUAAUUAGUUAGUAAGUUUUUUUUAUCUGUUUGAUCUAAAUAUUUGUUUUUAUAUAUCAGCCUUGCACAAUUUUCUUAGUUUUUACCUUUUAGACUUUUUGUACUAGUUUUCUUUAUGUAUUUUAAUAACAGGACCCCCUUUGAUAACAGUGUUUAUUACACUAACGGGGUUAUCCUGUAUAAAUAUUAUUAUUAUUAUCAUUAUUAUUAUCAUUCUAUAAAAGCGUUGGAAAACUUACAAAACUGCUCUGAUAUAAGUGUUUUUAAAAGCCGUGGGUGGUAAAUGGUCAAUCAUAUUUGUAGACAGAUCACUGGAAGAGAACACAUUUAAUAAUAAUAGAAAAAAAUGAACAAAUGGUAGUUCAUUUAAAUCCUGUUUAUAAUUCAUUCGAAAUACUUCUCCAUUUCUAAUUGGCUCGAAUAUUUCGGUUAACCUGAUUUUUCAUAACCAGCUACCAUUGACCUAAUUUGGAAGAUAUUUGUAGGUAUGUAUUGCAAAGACAUCGAAAGAAAAAGGGACAACAGAAGAUGUGAAUGUUUAGCUGUUUGGCAUAGUUGGAGAAAAUGGCAAUUUUCUAGUUUUGUGAAGAAAUCAAAAACCCUAACCGUCUUAAAUAACAAUUUUAGCAAAAAUACCACUUAGCAGUGAUCUGACAUCCGUGCUAUUGACAUAAUUUUUGCUAAAUAAAGAAUUCCCUUCAUAAGCUGAAAAUGACGAGGAAAAUAAAAUUAUUAUGAAAAUGGGAACAUUUCAAGGAAAGAGGUAAGGAUGUUUUAUUUUUUAAAGAAUUAUGCAGAUCGUGGAAGGAGAUAUCCGCCUCAGCCUUCAGCCUUGGUGGAUAACACUCGUCAACGCAAACUGCAUAGUUGUUCAAAUCAUACUCAGCCUCAUCCCAUAGUUGCUAAAUAAUUCAUCAUUCAUCACCCGCCUGAAGUAAAGUGAAACUUGUGCAACCAUUUAGUUACCCAAAAUUGCUCUUAACGUAAAAGUAACUGUAACAAGAUUGAGUUAAUUAUGAACACUCGUUGAACAUUGAACACUUCUGUUAUCGCCUUUUCUGUGAAGUCUUUUUAUUGUAUUACUUAAGUAGAAUUCAAAUGACAAACGAUUAACUAUUAUAGUCAAGUCGGUUUACUUUUUUCUACGGCUUGAGAUAACUUGUGUUCAUUUUUUUUAAUGCGGCGAUGAUAGUAAAAAGCAAUUCGCAAAUGAAUUUUUCAAAACACUAAAUUUGCUUUUUAGAAUUCUUCCCUAAACAUUUAGCGCUAUUGUAGUGUUUGAUUCAGGGACACUGGCCUCGAAAUUAUUACUAUCUUUUUAGCUACGGCUAAUCAAAAAAGGCUUCUUGCUUCUAGCGCCUCGACUCGGACGGACUUGCGAUAAACUUAAUACUUACAGCUUCCAAAUGAAUAUAUAUCCUGCCUUGCCAAGCUUUGUUAUGUCCGCUAUCUGGUUAUCGUCGAAACGUCUGAAAUACGAAAUGGUAACAUUCAUUUUCAAAAAGAGUAUUAAAAGAAAAAGGAACCUUUAAAUGUUUUGCACUGUAAAUGUUAAGUUUCUUGGCAAGUUACCCUUGUCACCCUCGCUGAGAUAAACUUGAAGAAACUAGGUAUCAGACUAAAAUUGUAUGUGAAACGUCUUCUACUGAGGUAGAGGUAGUCUUAACUCACAAUGUUUGUAUAUUAAAAGCGACAGUAAGGAAGUAUCCAGCAUUCAGUGGCAAGAGUUGAAAAAUCGAUUUCUUUUACUUUUUGUCCAUAGAUACAUUUUAAGUGGAUAAGUAAUCUGAUGUGAAUUAUUCUCGCACUUUUAUUUUCCAAAAAAGUGAAUUGAAGUAUUUUUUGUCAAAGCGGACAGCUAUGACAGCGGACAGCUGUAAUCAAGUUAAUGCAGGAAUGUGCUCAUCUUCGAUUCAUCUCAUAUUUUAUUGAUUCUUUGUGUUUUCCGGAACUGUCGUAUGCGACUAGCUCAAAUGUGUUUUUCCUGCUUUAAAUAGGAAUUUAAAUGGAUGAUAAAAAUUGAAAAGAGACUUUUUAAUGGUUUAUUGCCUCCAAAAAUUCGUAGGACAAAAUUCGACGCAGACGGGCUGUAUUGCCUAAUAUUCGCUCUCCGAUUUGCUACGAGCUGACCCCAAAUGAAGGCCAAAUUAAAAAAUAGCGCGAAAAUUAAUUGAAGGGUUAUAAAGCGAAAUAUCUUCUUGUUCAGUCAUCCUUUAGUGAAUUGCCUUGGUGAAAGUCAUUUUUUCUCGAUAAAUGUCAAGUACCAAAACUCUAGCUCCGUCUUUCAGAGUUUCUUCAACAAACUAAGCCAAUUUCCAUUUGGUUAAACGACAAGCUAUAAUGACGAGAAUUUGAAGUUUAAUCGAAAUGAACUUGAAACUUAAAUUUUUGUUAUGAUAAUCGUGAAACAUAUCCUUCAUUUCUGAAUAAUUAUCUAGGUUCGAAGAGUCUAGCUAUUGCCUUAAAAAAGUAUUAUCUAAUGAAAGAAAAUACGUGGUUGUUGUUGUUGUUUUUGGUUUUGGAGAGUGUCCAAGUUUUUCCAUCUUUGUUUGCGAACGCGAGAAGAGUGGAAAAGUUAGGCCAUUCUGAGACUCCGACCUCGAAGACCAAUAUUCUAGUUUUUUUUCUCUCGAAUAAAAAGCUCUUUGCGGGAAUAAUUCACAUCAAAAUUAUUAUCUUCCUAAAGGUACAUGUAUAUGGACAAAAAAAUUAAAGAAAUUGAUUUUUCAUUGCCUGGAUCUCAUCCGAUUACCUCGAGUCGUUAUUGCUCCCUCAGUAACGUCUGAAUCGACCGGCCGUUAAUGCCGUCCAGUGACGUCACUACUCCUUGAUCUUUGCUUUAAUUCAUGCAAAAAGUAACACACGAGUUUCAAGUGGCAAACCGAGAAAUAUCGUUUGGAAAUGUCUGCAUGAUACAGAAUUGCUUUAUUUUUUCGAUCGUAAUUCAUAUUUAACAUUCAAACUAUCAACUGCAUGCAGUACAACUCUGAACCGGUUGCACUGAAUUCUAUAUUUUAUCUUAAACAGCAAAAUUGCCCUUGUCUUCGAAACUGAAAUGACUGAAAUGCUAAAUUGAAUUGCGAAUGAAGAAUGAUUGCGGACAGUCAGUAGGUUUUCCAUUUAGAGCCGCUUUGUGGUUUCGGCGGCCGGUGAUUUUGUUUACGCGAAGUUUUCUGAGAUCAAGAUUGAAAAACCUGCGCAGCGUAGUACUUAAUGUUAAUUUAAAAAUUGUAAAACUGACGCUGUUAUUAUAAGAAUCUUAACCGACGUUUCGGCAAUGCUGCCUUCUUUAGGGUAUACAAGACUGUAUACGGUUAUACCAAAUGAAGGAGGUCUCCGCGCACUGCAAUACUAUUUUGACAAGAGAGAGAUCCUUGAACCACCUACGGAUACUCUCCUACGCAUGGCUGAACUAAUACUGACACUUAACACUUUUGAAUUAAAUGGUGAAUAUUACAAACAAACAGGUGGAGUGGCCAUGGGUAGUCGAGUAGGGCCGAAAAUUAUGCCUGUCUUUUUGUUGGCCAUGUGGAGGAACGCAUGCUUUCCAGUUAUACCGGUGUAAAACCAGACUUAUACAAGCGGUACAUGGAUGAUGUGGCCGGCGCUGCUUCAUGUAGUGAAGAGGACCUCCGUCAGUUCCUCGAGUUUGCUUCCUCGUUUCACCCUAGCCUUGAAUAUACAUGGUCGGUCUCAACGGACAGACUUCCUUUCCUGGAUAUCUGCAUGAAGCCUCAAGCUAAUCGCAUAGCCACUUCUAUACAUUACAGAGCCACGGAUAGCCACUCUUACCUCAACUUCAGUUCAUCCCAUCUUUACAGUUGCAAGUCAUCCAUACCUUAAAGUCAGUUUCUCAGACUGCGUAAGAUCGCUGACUUCGACAUUGAGGCAGCAAAAAUGGAGACCUUUUUUGCAGCACGCGGAUAUCCGACUGAUCUCAUUAGAAGGGGAAGGGAGCGAGCAUCGACCAAAUCAAGGGCUGAAAUUUUGAAGAAUGACGCUGCUAACAACAUCGCUAAGGAUAGAGUACCUUUUGUCACUACCUUCCACCCCAGUCACCUUGUUGUCGAGAAAAUAAUCUCAAGGAAUUUCCGGAUCCUUCGCGAGGAUAGCAGGACAAGCAGGAUCUUUAAUAAACCAACAUUGAAGGCUUUCAGGCGUGGCAAGAAUCUGAACGAUCUGCUAGUCAGAAACAGCCUACUUCAAAACCUUCCACACCAGUUACCUGGUACUUUCCCUUGUAACAGGACCGUUUGCCGCACAUGUCCCCAUGUUAAUUCAUCAUCCACAAUUGCAACACCCAAAGGGCAUGUUUACAUCACGGGACAUUUUUCCUACAUCACUGAACACGUGGUUUAUUGCUUGUCGUGCACCAAGUGUCCAUCGAUAGUGUACAUUGGGGAGACUGGACGCAGGUUGGCAGACCGUUUUCGAGAACACCGCAGAGAUAUCAUCAACGGGAGGAAUGACCUUCCUGUACCUGCCCACUUCAACCAACCAAGUCAUACACUGGAGGACAUGAAGGGCAGGCCUAGCCAACCAGGAAUAUCGUAA
Molecule: messenger RNA, 6611 nt
Organism: Porites lobata
Lineage: Eukaryota; Metazoa; Cnidaria; Anthozoa; Scleractinia; Poritidae
Source: the annotation of a GenBank genome assembly